This is a messenger RNA of Symbiodinium natans, 396 nucleotides long. The record is from the annotation of a GenBank genome assembly. Lineage: Eukaryota; Dinophyceae; Suessiales; Symbiodiniaceae.
AUGGCAUCCGGGUUGCGACGUGUGCUGGAGGAUCUGUGGCUGACUCCGGUUCCAUCUUCCUCCUCGCGUGGCCGCAGACCACGCGUGCUGACUUCCUUCGAGGAUGAGUACGCUGCAGCGUACAAGCAGUCUCAGGAGGAGGAGGAAGGAGCCUUCGGCGAAGCCGAAGGGAGCCUCGACUCCGCCGCCCAGGAGUCAUCAAAGGCGAUUGAAUCCGAAGCCAAAGCAGUGGGCAAAGAGCAGUCGGGUGAAGACGAAGCUCAGAAAGUGAACGACAUCGGACAGACCGACUCGGCAAGAUGCAAGGAUGGCUGCCGCUUGAGCAACGGUAUAGGACUGUGGACCAAAUUCUGGCAUACGGAGUCGCACAGCGGCGAACGUGCAAUGACUCAAUGA